AUGAACGAGGUGAACGAUAUAGACAUAGACGAAUACAACAAGAACAUAAUUCAAGAACUGAAUGCCGCGGAAGAGGAAGGCGAGUUAUCCCUAUCUAUGUUUCUUCACGACCUAAUAGAGAUCGAUAUAGAGUCUAAUUUUAGUUUUACUUAUAAAGUUAUAGAUAGAAUGAUGAAUAUAUGUAUUAACUCGUUAAAUAGUCAUUUAAUAUUGUUAGCUGAUGAGUGCAUAUACUUUAUUCGGUACAGUGUAAAUAAGUGCAUUAACAUAGAAGAAGUAGAUGAAAUUUUUUUUAAAAAAUUAAAUAUUAUAAUAAACAUAUGUUUAAAUGAAAAACAAUUCUCUAAUGAUAGUUUUUUAUUAUUUGAAAGAACUUUUUUUUUUUUUGUUAUUGAUAUAAAUAAUAUUGUACCAUUAAAGGAAAAGUGGAAAAUAUAUAAUAUCGAAUUGGCUUCAUUCUAUUCCUCUUUAUUACAUAUCGUAUCAUUUCAUUUGUCUUUAUUUAAUGAAAUAAUAAAUAAUAUAAAAAAGGAAAAAGACAUUAUUAUAACUAAUAAUAGACAUAUACAGAUAGGUUGUUCUCGUAUUAAAAUAAUAGAAAUAGCAUUAGAUUUAUUGCUACUCCUAUUUCAUAAUGUAGAUGAGGUUAAUAAUAUAUCAAGUUUAGAUAGCUAUAUUAAUAAUAUAAUAAAACAAAUUGAAAUUAUACCUGACAUUGAAAUAAAAAAAAAAACUCGCUCUUUAUUUAAACGUAUACAUAAACUAGUACCAGAAAAGGAUAGAAUUAAUUUAUCAUCACUAAACCUUAUAGCAACCUUAAUAACUAAAAAAAGGAAUUACUUCCUUACAUUGACAAAAGAAAAUAAUAUUAAUUUAAAUUAUUUAAAAUAUAAUUCAUAUAUAUAUCUGAGCAAUAGCAGUCUUUCUUUUCAUACUUCUGCCAUUACAAAUGACCAUGGAAAUAAUACUACAGAGCAAAUUAUUUUAUCACCUAAAGGAUAUAAAGGAAAUCUACUCAUUAACUUUUUUUAUGCAUAUUUCUAUAACACAAAGAAUAAAUUGCUUAUCGUUUUGUCUUAUGAUAGAGUCAAAAUAUACAGUGAUGACCAAUCAAAAAAAAUUGUUUUCUCUCUUGGCAAAAGUGACGCACUAGGAGUACUAUCGAACAAGUUGAGAGAGCAGUUUGAGGACCGCCUAUUACAAAAUGUUGAGUUACAAAUAAAAUUCAAUUCAGAGUCUACAAAGAGAAAAAUUUUUGAUAUAAUAAAGAAUAUAACUGAGCUUGAGACGACUGUGUGCGAUGAUAAAGAAGAAGAAUUGAUAUAUGAACAGGAUAGUAUUCAUCUUAAGGAGAACAACAAUCUAUAUUUAAAUAAACGUAAACAUGAUGGUAUGAAUGAAAUUUAUACAAAUAAUAUUUUAUUUAAUGAUAACAACAAAAGUACAGAAAAACUGAUAAGGAGAAAAGUAAGUUUCGCUACAACUAAAGAAAUAUGUUUAUUGACUGAGGACACACCUAUGGGUACAAGAACAAUGCUACUAGAGCAGUCAUUAAACCAUGUAAAUGAUAGAAAUGAAAAUGAUAAUAUACAAGAUGCGCAUGAUUUGGACAGUAGUCAGGAUAAUCAUAAUAAAUAUAGUAAUGAUAGCAAUAAUGGCAAUAAUGGUAAUCAUAGGGAUUGUACUGAUUAUCCUACUGACUAUAAUUUGCCCAAUGUUCAGAAAAAAAAAAAAAAAGAAUUCCAUAGAGAACAGUUACUUAAAAAAGACGUAAAUAAACAAAAACUACUAUUAUAUAGUAGCUGCAUCAGUGAGUUUGAAAAUGAUUCAUUUAGAGUUAAAGGGAAUGAUGCCGAGAAGAAACAACAACAAGGGGGUGGAAUGCUCAAGGUUAGUUACGCAACAACGAAGGACUUAUUCGGUGAAAAUUUUGCCUACAAUGAGGAUGACAACAAGGAUAGCGAAAUUGCAAGCGCUGCCAACAGUAGCAUAGACAAUGAUAUAGAUAAUUACAUGAACAACAAUAUAGAAAGCGAUAUAGGUAGUAACGUCAACAGCUAUGUCAAUAGCGACUGUUACUACACAAAAUGCAAAGAAACAGGAAGCGGUAUCUCCUUUGACGAUUCGUUAAAAGUGAACAAUCAGAACCUUGUAAAAACGCUUAACGAAAGUGGCGAAAAAUGCUCUAAAAUAUUAGAAUUAUAUGAUAGGGUAAACGAAGGGAUAGAUGGUAACCCCCCUUCUGUUGAUCUUUUUAAUGGGAAUAUUAUCAAAGAGAACACUCCCAUUGAAUUAAAUACUAGAGCUAUUAAAAGACAUGCGUAUGUGUGUGAGGAGAGUGGGCAUUGUUGUAAGGAAGAAAAACAAGAGAGUCAAAAUAUAGAAGUUUCUCAUAUGUCCAAUAUAGUGCAAAAUGAUGCAAAUGAAGGAGUAAUACAUUCAAUAAACGGAGAUGAAAGCGAGCCGAUUAAGCUAAGACGUAGGGAUUUGCAUUAUUCGCUUAAUUCACAUUGUUCGCGUGAUGCUCAUGAUGAUACACAGAUUAACAAUAAAAACAAUGGAGUUCUUCGAAACAGGACUGACAGAGGUAGCAAUAAUAGAAGCAAUGCCCCCGAAGACGGGCAUGAUGUACUUAAAAAGGGAAACUCGUGUGAAGGGAGGAAAACACCUAAUGCUACGGUUAGUGCUACGGCUACUACUUCGGCUACUACUACGGCUACUACUACGGCUACUACUACGGCUACUACUACGGCUACUACUGAUAAUAUUACAACUAAUGCUGAUAAUAUUACGACAACUAAUGCUGAUAAUAUUACUACAACUAAUGCUGAUAAUGUUACGACAACUAAUGCUGAUAAUAUUACUACAACUAAUGCUGAUAAUAUUACUACAACUAAUGCUGAUAAUGUUACGACAACUAAUGCUGAUAAUGUUACGACAACUAAUGCUGAUAAUGUUACGACAACUAAUGCUGAUAAUAUUACGACAACUAAUGCUGAUAAUAUUACGACAACUAAUGCUGAUUCGAAAAUAAAUGGAAGUAACAAUAAUAGUAGUAAUACUAAUAAUAAUAACUCUAGUGCACAUGAAGAUGAAAAGACAUUGCAGAGUACUAAACAGCAGUGUAACAAAAAUGGAAUAAAGAACACACAGUUUAACAAUAGAGUUAAUGAAACUAAUUUGGGUGGGAACAAACGAUUAGAUAACAUCGAUUCAUUAGAAUGUGGUUCAAUAAAUAGCAAGGAAUGUAAUAUAUCGAGACGACCAGUAGAUAUAGUAAAGAAAAUCCUGAAUUAUGAGGAAAAACAAAAGCAUAUUGAUGAGUGCAUACAUAGUUUAAGCAAAUAUAAGAAAAACGAUAAAGAGCUUCAUAUAUCAAGUAAUACAACAAAAUGCAAUGACAACAGCAGCUCUUUUUUAAUAAAGCCGUCUAACAUGAUUACUACACGUAUGAAUCAGGAAUGUGUAACAACUGCUCAAAAGAGAUUUAAAAGAAGUAGAAUAUACUUAGAAAGAUCUUCGAAAGUUAGGAAGUUCAAUAAUGAUACAGCAGUGACUAUAGAUGCGGGGACUAGCCAAAGAAACAACAAUGAUGAUGCAAAACAAAGGAAACGAUUUAGAAAUGGUGAGGAAAAUGAGAUCAUACAUGAAGUGGAUGGCACAAGUGGAACAGCGGAUUACUCCGAAAUUGUAAACAUUAUAGGGAAGGACGAACCGAGUAACGAAUUACUGUUAAAUGAUGAGGGGGACGAUGUGCACAUGAUAGAGGCCACGGUGGAACCGACCUUUUCAGUUGGCGUGAUUGGCCCUGUUGACCAAGUUGGCCUAGUUGACCAAGUUGACCCAGAUGGCCUAAUUAACCCAAUUGGCAUAGUUAACCCAAUUGGUAUAGUUAACCCAAUUGGCAUAGUUAACCCAGUUAAUCCAGGACUAGUUACCCCAAUUGACGUGCCAAACUCAAAUGGGAGGAGUCAGCAAAGGCUGAGAUCUUCGUACCACAUUGACAAACCAUGUUCGAGCAGUAAAAACAACAAAAGAAUUGCAACAAACAGCUGUACAAAUAUGAACGAAGGGCAUUUAAAAAAUAAUACUGAUUCACCGUAUCCCAUAAAAAAAAUAAAAUAUAAUUAUUACGACUCAGCGUUUCUACAUUUAUUAAAAAAGGAAGAUAAUUUAGAAAAUUUGUCAGCUAAAUAUUUAAUUAAAGCAUAUACAUUAAUUCAAUAUAAUAAAAGAUAUAUACAUAUACAAAUAGUUGACUAUUUCAGAUAUAUAAGAAAAGAAAUCUUGUUAUAUUAUGAAAAAAUAAAUAUAAAAUAUAUUAAAUUGUUAAACGAAAUACAAGCAGAAUAUGAUAUGAAAUUUCAGAAUAUUGUAUCAAAAUAUUCAAAACGUUUAGCAGCAUAUAGAAAAAAAAAAAAAAAUGUUAAUAUGGAAAAUAUGCCUAUACCUAUUGAUAUACACAUUAUUAAUGGAAAACUUAAAUGUCUUUAUGAAACGUUUAACAUAGUUCAAAGAACUAUGAUGGACAAAAUUUCAAACUCGAAAAUUGUCAUGAAAUACAAGCAAAGUGAUAUAUACAGUCCUUCAUUUUCUUUUGGAACUAUUAUAUCAUAA
Molecule: messenger RNA, 4617 nt
Organism: Plasmodium malariae
Lineage: Eukaryota; Apicomplexa; Aconoidasida; Haemosporida; Plasmodiidae
Product: conserved Plasmodium protein, unknown function
Exons: 3
Coding region: 1-4617 (1538 amino acids)
Source: RefSeq, a predicted model, not a curated record